Cydia splendana is the source of this 1126-nucleotide messenger RNA. RefSeq lists its product as uncharacterized. NCBI's taxonomy places the organism in Eukaryota, Metazoa, Arthropoda, Insecta, Lepidoptera, Tortricidae. The record is from RefSeq and is a predicted model, not a curated record. The transcript is spliced from 6 exons. The coding region runs from base 239 to 1126 and encodes 295 amino acids.
AUAGCGCCAUGUUGCUUUUAGAUGAUACUGACAACUUGCCGCGCUCUGAUUGGCCGAUCGUCGCCUAAACGUCAGUUGUCAGUGGUUGUCGCCCAUGUUUGUUGAAAACUUUGAACAGUUUAAAUUAUUUUCAAUUGCAAUAAAGUGUUGAUCGAGUGAAGUUCUUGUACUUAUCCUCUCCGCUUUAUUUGUGAUUCAUCCAUCACCCAGUUCUGCAAGCAUUUAUGCAUUGUGCAAAAUGUAUUAUCAGUGCUGUGUGUGUAAAACUCUGCGAAAGGACGCUUUUACUUUGUACCGUUUUCCUAGUACUGAGAAAAGACUCAUUAUGUGGUUGAAGUGUUUGGAAACAAAUGGUUUUGGAAAUAUGUCGCCGGAGCAAGUUCGAAAAGCUUUUAUUUGUGAGAAACACUUCGAACAGCGGUUUGUUUCGGCAUCGACACGGCGUCUCAACGCGAAGGCUUAUCCUUCGUUAUUCAGUCAAGAUGAGAUUAACAGUGGGAUCCCAUCUCAUGAAAAUGCCGAAAACAUGGAUCCGCUGAAAGAACAUGCAUAUGUUCGUAAAUCACAUGACGACCACACAUACUGUCAACAAGUGCCUCAAAAAGCGUCUCCUGCCAUUCCAUCCACAUCGGGGGUUAAAUCAACCGCAGUGGGCCAUACACCAAAACAGACUAUGGCCGUUUCUAUAGCCACAGAACCUGUCCCGACAACUUCAGACAUUGAAAAGGAGACCAUGCCCGAACUAUGCAGCAGCUUUAUUACAGAACUUGUUGUAGCUGAGAAGGUUACAGCUUGUAUUUCACCUAGUGUACAGUCACACAAUGAAGCAGUCUUUGUAACAACUGCUGAAGCUGCAAUCAAACAAUCAAAUGCUGAAGAGCAGCAGAUUUUGCCAGAAGCAAAUAUUCCAGAAUGUGUUGCGGUUGAGGAGGUUACCUCUACCAAUUCACCAAGGGAACAGUCUCAAGUUCUAACAGUCUUUGUAACAACUGCUGAAGCUGCAAUCAAACAAUCAAAUGCUGAAGAGCAGCAGAUUUUGCCAGAAGCAAAUAUUCCAGAAUGUGUUGCGGUUGAGGAGGUUACCUCUACCAAUUCACCAAGGGAACAGUCUCAAGUUCUAAGUUAG